Molecule: messenger RNA, 891 nt
Organism: Trichoderma breve
Lineage: Eukaryota; Fungi; Ascomycota; Sordariomycetes; Hypocreales; Hypocreaceae
Product: ribosomal proteins 50S-L15, 50S-L18e, 60S-L27A domain-containing protein
Exons: 2
Coding region: 1-891 (296 amino acids)
Biological process (GO): translation
Cellular component (GO): mitochondrial large ribosomal subunit
Molecular function (GO): structural constituent of ribosome
Source: RefSeq, a predicted model, not a curated record
AUGCCCCCCCGGAUACCAUUUCCCAGCGCUUCGCUGUGCUGCAGAGCGGCUCUCAGCACUCCCGCGACCUCAUUGACCGCCUGUCUCGCCCGCCUCACCCUCCAACAAACCCGCAAUGCCUCGAUCCUAGGCAGCUUGGCCAACAAUCCUGGCGCUGUUCACAAGAAGAAGAGAGUCGGUCGCGGUCCCUCCUCAGGCCACGGAAAGACUUCCGGAAGGGGUCACAAGGGUCAGGGACAGCAUGGCAAGGUGAAGCCCUGGUUCCAGGGUGGUCAGACACCAUUGAUUGUGAAGCACGGCAGAAAGGGCUUUGACAACUUCCGAGCCCCUGAGAUCUCCGAAGUGAACCUGGACCAGAUCCAGAACUGGAUCGACCAAGGCCGACUCGACCCCACGAAGCAGAUCACGCCAAAGGAGCUGAUCGAAAGCAAGCUGAUUGGCAGCGUCAAGGAUGGCGUAAAGAUUCUAUCUCGCGGCGGCGAGAACCUCAAGCAGCCAAUCAACGUCAUGGUUUCAAGGGUCUCCUCAGGAGCAAUCGCCGCCAUCGAGGCUGCCGGAGGCACGGUCCUUACCAGAUACUACACAAAGCUGGCUAUUCAGCGACUCCUGACGGGCGAGUCGGUAAACACAGACAAGCCUCUACCCGUCGGCCUGGAACAUGUGGAAGGGAUCCUAGCAGAGGCGAGAAAGGGCCCUUUCCGAUACAGAUUGCCCGACCCUACGAGCCGUGCCGAUAUCGAGUACUACCGAGACCCGGCGCAUAGAGGAUACCUGAGCCACCAGAUUGCUCCAGGCCAGUCGCCCAGUUUGUACUUCAAGGUACCUGGUGUGCAGAAGGUGAAGAGCGUGGUGAAGACGGACAAGAAGAAGGCAGAGGAGACAUUGUGGUAA